AUGAGAGGGUCAAAAACCAAAGUUAUUUUCCGGAUUUUGGACACGCUUUCUAGCGUUUUGUCAUUGUUAGCUUUGUUGCUGAUUUAUCGCCGUAUAACAGACAGCGAUUUUAGCCUAUUCAACAACUUGGAGUCGAAGACGAGACAAAACGAUUUUGAAACAACUCCAACCCAGGAAAACGAUCUUAAUCGAUACAAUUAUGGUAAAUUAGCUGUUGAAGUCUGGCCUAAUAUUUGUGGUGGCAAAUUAUCCAACUUAUACAAUUCUCCGUUCUUCCCGCGGUUUGCAGAAAAGUCGCAUUUUAUCUCGGAAACGAAAACAAAGCUGAAUGAAAGCAACUAUGGACAACGGAUAGCUGGUUAUUUGCAACCAAAGGAAACCGGUUAUUACAAGUUUGUCUUGUAUUCUGACGAUGGCUCGGAGUUUUGGUUUGGUUCCAAUGUUAGUCUGACAAGUUUAAAGCUCGCGGCCAGUGUUGCAUCGCGGGAUAGAAUUGGCAGCGCACCAGUCGGCGAGAUUCGGUAUGACUCUCAAAUAACAGAUGAUUUUCUCCUUGAAAAGGGAAAUAAAUAUCCAUUAGAAAUAAUUCAUCUUCAAGGCACCGAAGCGGAUUUUGUGGAAUUGCAUUGGAUUCAACCUGGAAAACACUAUUUGGAAGUUAUAACUUCAGAAUACAUUUCGCAUCUUUCUAACUCGCAUCCAGUGUCCAAAAUUGCUGUUUCGAGUGAUGUAGAAAGCCAAUCUACCGUGGCUGUGACAACGAAGUUCUACCUUGUGGCUUUUCUCACAGAAGGUAUCGUAAAAAGUAUACUUCCCACGUGUAAUUUCGUACUUCCGGCCUCAACAAAACCGGAAGUGGCUCGUUUUCAUGCUUACAGAGAAGUCAAGGAAGUCACCAUAGUAACAAACGAUAAAGAAGGAAACUGGACGAAAAAUAAAGAAGCAAAGAGGCUAGCUGAUCUUUUCAUGGCCAGACUUGGAAAAAUUUUUCCAAAGUGAGUGUAUUAUUUUAAUAUUUAAAAUAAUGAAUUAAGCGCUGAAUUAGCGAAUUUAUAGCGUUCUUCAUUUUAAAUACAUUGAUCCUACAGCUUCAGUAGUGUUAGUUCAGUGUUGGCUUUACAUUACACCUUUACAACUUGCCUUUUUUUUCCUUCUUUUCCAGAAAGUACAAAAUUGUUAGGUUUUACAACCUUGAACGCAUUCCUUUAGAAGACGAAAGCAGAUUUGUACUGUAUUUUCUAGAGCUAGAAUUGGGUUGUGACGCUCUAGACUACACAGAGAGAGUCGUAGAGUACGUGCUUUUACAAAAUCACGAACAGAACGGUGUCCUAACGACCGAUGCUCAGCUCUGUUAUCCAAGAGGACUGGAUUGGAACAAAGAUGCUGUGGUCCAUUUGAUCCUGGCUGUACAUCACGAAGGUCCGCGUUUUCGUCGUUUUAUUGAAAAACUGGAAAAAAUCUUCAAGGAGAAUCUUGAAGUAUAUUUCCACCUUGUGGUUGUUAACUCUGGUAACGCAGGACUAGACAUCCGGGAAAUUCUUGGGGCAACCUCGUUGCUGAAGUACAAGGUGGAAGAGUUAGAAGGUGACUUCUCCAGGACUCGCGCAAUUAAUUAUGGGAUAAGACAAAUUCAAGACCCAGAACAUAUUAUCCUCACUGCUGAUGUUCACAUGGACAUACCGGCUUCCAUUUUUGAAGACUCUCGUAAAGUAAGUUUCCAGUAUUUGCUCUCAUUGCUCUUGAUCCAUGAUUCGAGAUUGUGAGAAGAACUGGGUCGGUGUUGUGUCGAAUUGCACUAUGGGAAUGUUUUGGGGACCCUUAAUUUCGCUUCAAUUACAAAGUUUCGCGCGAUGCUGGGUCGACCUUCGUACCCCGAAACGGUCCCAUCGUGCAAUUUGAUUCAACACGGACCCAGUCUCAGGCUCGAAUUUAAAAUGGCCGAUAUUGAAUUUUUCCGCACCUAUUUUGAUAGCCCACGUUUAGUAUAUUAAAUUUCUAACAUUACUCCGAGUCUUUAGGGACAAAAUUGCAAAUUCUUUCACGACUCCAUUGUCUCACAAUUUCCAGGAGCGCAAAGAAAACAAAACCAAAUAAAGAAAAUGACCAGAAUUUUAAUAUACCGAACGUGGGCUAUACCGCCUUUGGAAAAUACUUGAUAAAAUCGAUUGGAAACAAAAUUUUGAGCCCGCAAUGAGCACCCCUAGUAAAACCUUGUUUCCACUGCAACUGCAGAUAACUGAAUCUGAUUUACUUUAGAGCGUAUUCACAUGACGUCACGGCGGCCGUAUUGGUGUUCCAAAACAGUAAAACGGCGGCCAUGUUGGCGUACCGAGGACAACCCAGUGGGAAUUGAACUCUUUUCUUAUGUAUAAACUUUCUUUUGUUCGUAUUAUUUAGCAUGGAUGCUGGCCACGUGAGUGAAUACGCUCUAUAAAUCGAUGUGAUUUAGCCACUUCCAUUUUUUAAGUGCGCGGAGCUCUCCACUAUUUCUUCAGCUGGAGCUGUGCCUGCUUUCAGUUUCUUGACACAGAAAUCCCUUAUUAUUAGCUGCACCAACAGGAAUGAAGCUCGUGAAUACUAAGAUCCAAUUGAACAGUGCCCUGAUCCUUGUGGGACUUGUAUUUUUUGUUCCCAGUCCGCGCCAAGCGCAUUACUCUAUCGUUUUCAAGUCUAGCCUAUAUCUGGUCCCGCAUUCUCAGGCCAUCGGCAAGGAACUGAAUCGGGAGAUGGAAUUGGAUUUCUGUACCCCCUUAUUUCAUUUUUCUCAUGGAUCAGGUUAGCGAAAGUGAACUCGAAAUUAUACCAUCCUUUAUUCUUUAUGACCAAACAUACCGCAUACGCGGCAUUUUGGAUCCUAGCAGUAUGAACCCAUCCCAGCAAAUGAGUCAUGUUUUUUUUCUUAUGUCUUCCUUCUUGACCCCGACAAUUUUCUUACUUUUGUAGGUUCUUUACCUACCCCUCCCCUACCCGAUCAUUUUGCCUUGAGUGAGAUGUUAAUGUUAACAUUGGGUCAGGGGAGGGGUGGGUGGGUAUUAAGGUUAUUGACUAUCUUGGUUUUCUGUUUAGCAUUGUAUUGAGGGAAAGAUGAUUUUUGCGCCCGUGCAAUAUGCUUUGGACUGCGGGGCGUACCCCAACAAACCAAAAGGGUCAUGGUAUAGUCAUGGAUACCAAAUGAUUGGCAUGUAUAAGGGCGAUUGGGAUCGGACUGGAGGUGAGUUUCAAAAGCAUGCUAAGCAACGAGUGACCAAAAUUCGAAAAAUAAUGACAGUUAGCGCAGACGCAUAAAAAUAGUUUUAAAAACUUCAACUUCAUUCCACCCAUAGACAUUUGGUAGAGGAGACCAAUAAUGAAAGGCAGCAAACAUCAAAGAUAAAAACGACGGUGCUGCAGUUUAUGUUCAAAGCUCUCUGACGUUGCACAAUACUUUGUUUCUUGUUCACAAAUCGUAAUGGAAUAAAUUAAUGCAACGUUUCUAUGGUCAAUAAGAUCAAAAUGAUAGGAAUGAUCACGGCAUAGCGUUGCGCACCUUCAAGUGAACAAAAAUGUAUAACAAAGGGUCCCAAGGACUUCGAAACCCUUCUACUCUAGAUCUAUAAUAACAAAGCUUUACCUUGAGGUUGCACUUUCAGUGUUCCUUUCUUCAAGAAGGAAUAUAGGAAACAAGCUAUCUCAAAUGCAAUUGUAAAUGCUUUUAAUAACAAAUCAUCUGCAAUUUUUUUGCAACGUUGUUUUGCAAAAACUUAAUGUUGAACGUUGAACAUUCUUUAGGACUGGAUGAAAGUGUGAAUGAUCAUCAAGCAGCCUGGAACCUAGUGGACCGCAUUUUGUCCAGCGGACUCCACGUGGCACGAAUGAGGAGUCCAAACCUGUUUCGCUUGUUUUAUCCCGAGUCACGAGAU
Molecule: messenger RNA, 3899 nt
Organism: Porites evermanni
Lineage: Eukaryota; Metazoa; Cnidaria; Anthozoa; Scleractinia; Poritidae
Source: the annotation of a GenBank genome assembly